Molecule: messenger RNA, 1410 nt
Organism: Castor canadensis (American beaver)
Lineage: Eukaryota; Metazoa; Chordata; Mammalia; Rodentia; Castoridae
Source: RefSeq, a predicted model, not a curated record
GGGAACAUGAAGCUGGCAUUCUUGGUGUUUAUUGCAUGUCUGCUAUGGUUGAGGGAUUGUCACUGUGCACCUACUUGGAAGGACAAAACUUCUAUCGGUGGAAACCUGAAGAGUUUUCCGGAGGCGGGGGAGCUAGAUGUGGAUGGAGAGGUGAAGGCAGCUUUGCUUGGUAUUAGGCAGAUGAAAAUCAUGAUGGAAAGAAGAGAGAACGAGCACACUAAACUCAUGAAAACCUUGAGGAAAUGCAAAGAAGAAAAGCAGGAGGCCCUGAAACUUAUGAAUGAAAUUCAAGGACAUCUGGAAGAAGAAGAAAGGUUAUGCCAGGUAUCUUUGGCUGAAUCCUGGGAUGGGUGCAGGUCUUGCCUGGAGGGCAACUGCAGGAGAUUUUAUGCAACCUGCCAACCUGGUUGGUCCUCUGUGAAAAAUAUGAUUGAGCAGUUUUUAAGGAAGAUGUACCUAUUUCUGUUCCCUCUCCAUGAAGACAAACAACACGAUCUCCCCGAGAGUGACAGUGACAGGCUCAGGCUCACAGAGGAAGACACGCAAGUGACCCACAUGGAGACUGUGUUCAGCCAGCUGACCACAGAUGUGCAAACCAUCUUCAACAGGAGCUUCCACAUCUUCAAACAAAUGCAGCAGGGAUUCGACCAGGCUUUUCAGUCAUACUUCUUGUCAGACACAGACUUCAUGGAGUCUUCUGUUUUUCCAGCUUUACCCAAAGAGCCAACUGAAAAAGCAGAUCUUGGGCAAAGGUGGGACACCCCCAACUUCUUCCAGCUGUUUUGUAGUUUCAGUCUCUCUGUUUAUGAAAGAGUCAGCAAGACAAUUACCCAGACACUGAAUGUCAUGGAGGAUUCGCCAAAACAGGACAAAGGCCAUGCUGGGCUGGUGUCAGAGAUGCUAUCUGAGCAAGGCAGAGAACCAUGUAGGGAACUUGGCCAGAAUUUAUCUGGAUGUUUCGAGUUCCAUGAAAGAUGCCAAACAUGUCAGGAUUACCUAUCUGAAGACUGCCCUGAUGUACCUGAACUCCACAUAGAAUACGAUGAGGCCCUUCGAUUGGUCAACGUAUCCAGCCAACAAUACGACCAGAUUGUCCAGAUGACGCAGUACCACUUGGAGGACACCACGUAUCUGAUGCAGAGGAUGACAGAGCAGUUUGGUUGGGUGUUGGAACUGGCGAACCAGAUCCCAGGAGCUGAGAAUAUCUUUAAUUCAACAAAGGUAGCACCAAGUGAUGGUCAAGGAAAUUCUUCCAAACAAGAUGAAACCACGGUAAACUCGGCCCUUCUGCCUUCCUCUAAUCUCACACUCAAGAUCGCUCUUAAAGAAAGUGCUGAGAGCUCUAACUUCAUUGGCUAUGUGAUAGCAAAAGUUCUAGAGCAUUUUAAGGAACAUUUUAAAACCUGGUAA